Molecule: messenger RNA, 3772 nt
Organism: Solea senegalensis (Senegalese sole)
Lineage: Eukaryota; Metazoa; Chordata; Actinopteri; Pleuronectiformes; Soleidae
Gene: kcnn1a
Product: potassium intermediate/small conductance calcium-activated channel, subfamily N, member 1a
Exons: 10
Coding region: 158-3256 (1032 amino acids)
Biological process (GO): potassium ion transmembrane transport
Cellular component (GO): neuron projection; neuronal cell body; plasma membrane
Molecular function (GO): small conductance calcium-activated potassium channel activity; calmodulin binding
Source: RefSeq, a predicted model, not a curated record
GGGUGUUUGGUUGUACAGUGACGUUUUAAGGCAGGUCCUGGUCAAACCUUCCAAUGAUACAAGUCGGUCCUAUUCUGCUGGGACUGAUCGCAAUGAACGGGUGUCGGAGCUCUGCACGGCAAAGGAGCAACCACAGCGAGACGCGGCGAUCAGGGGGAUGCGGCAUCGGUACGCGGGAGCUGUCCAUCAGCACCACAUUCCCGACCAAAAGCCAGGUAGCGCCAAACCGAGCCGAGACCCAGACGCUCCCGUUUUCAGCCUGCCACCCCCGCCCUCCUCUCACCACCGAGACCGCACAUCCACCACUGCCGCGCACCGCCAGAGCCUCCAGGAGCUUCCCUGUCUGAGCCAGCCCACUCGCAGACCUGUUCACAGCGGCGACCCUCAGCCUCUGGAAAGCUACGACACCGCCCAGCGACCUUCACACCGACACACUCAACCCAACACUGGGCUGCCGGCACGCCUGCAGCAGGAUCCCUGGGCCCCGGUCGGCUCUCAGCAGCAGCAGCCGCAGUCGCAGUCAGAGAAGCAGCCUAUUUUUCCAAGCUGCCACUGCAGUUUUUCGGAGCAGGAGGCGAGCUUUACUCAGAAUCAGCACCAUCCUGUCGAUCUUCUCUCACCGCAGCCCUCCCCACCUUUUCUGCCGCCUAUACCACCACCACCACCACCACCAACCUCCUCCUCCUCCUCUCUGCUGUUUUGCCGGGAAUCGAAAAGGGGGGAUCGACUCCAAAGGAGUGCCAAUAAUUACUACCAACAGGCAAGCAUCGUGGAACGCUGCAGGGGAGGAGGAGGAGCAGGGGGGCACCGAGACCACAGGCAGUUGUUGCAGCAACAGCAGCAGCAGCAGCAGCAGCAACAGCACAGUCAUUUAAGACUCCAACAGAGGGACCCCUCCCCUGAAGGAAUCCGUACAAACUCACAGAAAGGGCGCUCUUUAAAUGCAUGUGAGUCAAACGAGGAGAACAGGAGAGCAUUCGAGUCCCAGACUCAGGACCUGCAGCAGCAUCAGAUCCCACAAUUACGAGCGCAGCAACAGCUGCUGGUGGGGAGCAGCUUGCCUAUCAACUACUGCGCCAGCGGCUCAGGAGAGCUAUGUAGGACUCACCAGGCUCCACUGCUGCAACAGCAACAGCAGGAGCAGCAGCGGCAGCAGGAGCAGCAGCAGCAGCAGCAGCAGCGGCAGCAGCAGCAGCAGCAGCGACAGCAGCAGCAGCAGCAGCAGCAAGGCGCACUGGGGCUCAGUCCCCAGCGUCCGCAGCACUGUGAACAAGACCGCAAUAAGUCUGGGAGGCUCGCCGUGCAUGGCGAUCUGCAGGCACAGCCACACAGCCGCGACUCCCGCGUAACCCCCCCGGCAAGACAACAGGCAUACGCGGGGAACUCUUCUGCGACUGGAAGCAACAGCAGCAAAGACAGCCCCAACUACGGCUCCAGCUAUCACCUGUGGCCAGAGAGCCCGCAUAAAGGCGAGGAGAGGAUACGCAUCGACCUCCAUAAGGCCACAACUGAGCAGAAGAAGCUGAGCCAUGCUGGAUCCAAGCCCUCCCUCUCUGAGAGCAGCGGCCGACUCCCUCAGAUAGCCAUGAACACCUGCAAGUACAAUGGCGGGGUGGUGAGACCACUAGUUGGCAGCCUGGCAUCCUCGUCGCGCCGCAAUCUCGCGGAGCUCGACUCGGAGACGCAGCCCCUGCAGACACUGCACAGCUCUGGCCUGGAGGUGGUGGUAUCCAAGGGCAACAGCGGCGAAGACCCUAGCAAGGCGUCCAACGAGAACUUGGUCAGGGAGGGCAGCAGCCGCGGUAGAGGCAGGGCGCCGCAAAAGAAGAAUAGGGACAUUGGCUACAAGCUUGGCCACAGGAGGGCGCUUUUUGAGAAGCGAAAGCGGCUCAGCGACUACGCACUCAUCUUUGGGAUGUUUGGGAUUGUUGUCAUGGUGACAGAAACGGAAUUGUCAUGGGGGGUUUACACUAAGGAAUCUUCAUACUCAUUUGCACUGAAAUGCCUUAUCAGCCUUUCCACUGUUAUAUUGCUUGGUCUUAUAAUAAUGUACCAUGCCCGGGAAAUCCAGCUGUUUAUGGUCGACAAUGGUGCGGACGAUUGGAGGAUAGCCAUGACGUAUGAACGGAUCUUCUUCAUUGUGUUAGAGCUGCUGGUGUGUGCCAUCCAUCCCAUACCAGGCCAGUAUGUGUUCACAUGGACGGCACGACUGGCCUUUACCUACACGCCAUCGGUGGCCGAUGCUGACGUGGACAUCAUUCUCUCCAUCCCCAUGUUCGUGAGACUCUACCUGAUUGGCAGAGUCAUGUUACUGCACAGCAAGCUGUUCACGGACGCUUCGUCUCGCAGCAUCGGCGCUCUUAACAAGAUCAACUUCAACACACGCUUUGUUAUGAAGACCCUCAUGACCAUCUGUCCGGGAACUGUUCUGCUGGUGUUCAGUAUAUCCUCCUGGAUCAUUGCUGCAUGGACUGUACGCGUCUGUGAGAGGUAUCAUGACAAACAGGAAGUGACCAGUAACUUCCUGGGAGCCAUGUGGCUCAUCUCGAUUACCUUCCUCUCCAUCGGCUACGGGGACAUGGUACCACACACGUACUGUGGGAAAGGCGUGUGUCUGCUUACAGGGAUUAUGGGAGCCGGCUGCACUGCACUGGUGGUCGCAGUGGUAGCCAGGAAGCUGGAGCUGACCAAGGCUGAGAAGCACGUCCACAACUUCAUGAUGGACACACAACUCUGCAAACGAGUAAAGAACACAGCUGCCAAUGUACUCAGGGAAACAUGGCUCAUCUACAAACACACUAAGAUGGUCAAAAAGAUAGAUCAUGCCAAGGUGCGGAAACACCAGCGCAAGUUUCUCCAAGCCAUUCACCAAGCUCAGAAACUGCGCAGUGUAAAGAUGGAGCAGAGGAAACUCAACGAUCAAGCCAACACACUGGUGGACCUGGCAAAGACCCAGAAUGUGAUGUAUGACCUGGUGUCAGAACUACAGGAACGCAGUGAGGAGCUGGACAAGCGCAUCGGUACACUAGAGGACAAGCUGGACUCUGUGACGGGCAGCCUGCAGGCGCUGCCCUGCCUCAUCUCCCAAGCCAUAACCCAGCAGCAGCAGGACUUCCUGGACGGCUUUGUUCACCGCUUUCGUCCCGCCUCGCUAGCCUCAGAGCGCUCCGAACGCUCUGAGCGAUCCUGGACUUCCACCGCCCGUAGGAGGCGCUCGCCGUCCACAGCACCACACACGUCCUCUGAUAGUGGAUAACCCUGACAAACCGCUCCUCGAUCUCCUUCGAGCCCCACCUUUCCCAAACCAACGUGUCACCUCAGUCUGCUCCAUCUAAAGCUGUCCCUGUAACCACUAGAGAGUCCAUUUACUGGACUAAUAAUGAACCCAUAUCUUGGCACCUAGCCUGAUCCAUGCCCCUUACUCUCUACCUUACACCCUUCCCUUCUUCCCCUCCUCCACAGACAACAUCAAACCCAAAACCAAUUCCUCUAUGACUGAGCCUCUCAGCACAGGACUGGAUCAGAGCUACUCCAAAAGAAAUGCUAGUGAAGACUUAAAUAAAGUAAAAACACAAAUGCAUCCAAAAACCGAAAAAGAGGGGGGGAGGGAGACUGAAAAACUGAGAUAAAGUAGAGAUAUGGUUUAUGUUUUAGCCAUUGUAUGGCUGUUCAAGUUAGCUUUUUUGUAAAAGCCCUUGUAUAGUAAAAAAUGACUGAGUUCAGGGUCGCUGGGGUGAGAGCUGGCUAUCACACCGGAGAGUCCUUAACCAUG